Messenger RNA from Vigna unguiculata (cowpea), 675 nucleotides. NCBI's taxonomy places the organism in Eukaryota, Viridiplantae, Streptophyta, Magnoliopsida, Fabales, Fabaceae. The record is from RefSeq and is a predicted model, not a curated record.
AUGCCUGAACCUCAUCCAAUUGUUGUGCUUGUAAUACAAGAAGCAGAGUUUGGCGGUGUUGCUAAAUUGCGACAUCUAAAGGUUGACCAUGGUUUAGUCACUGCCUUGGUUGAAAGAUGGAGGCCUGAAACACACACAUUUCAUUUUCCAACUGGAGAAUGCACCAUAACCUUGAAAAAUGUGUCACUUCAAUUGGGUCUUUGUGUUGACGGACCCCCUAUCAUUGGUCCAACUAUGUUGGAUUGGGACGAGAUGUGUGAUACCUUAUUAGGUUUAACACCAGUAAAGGGGGAAUCCAUUGUCGGUUCUAUGAUUAAACUGAAAUGGUUAAGGGAUAAUUUGUUGCCUAUAGAUGAAAAUUCUAGUAUUGAGGUCAUUCAUGCACAUGCUAGGGCCUAUAUAUUAGGAAUGAAAGGUGUUGUUUUAAUGCCCGAUAAAAAUGGGAAUAGGGAGAUGUGCAGAGCAACCAAUGCACGUGCAAGGACUAUGGGUGGAUGUGCUUCGUUGUUACAAUCAUGGGCAUGGUUUGGCAUGCCUUUCCUUGCACCCAUUUCAAGAGUUCCACCAACUUUCCUGCUAGUUUACCAAUGGAGUGACGGUCGAAUACUGAAUUACAGAAAUGUCCCCCACAAUGAUUUAGUCGGAUACCGAGCAAGGAUAAAUCACAUGCAAUAA